Messenger RNA from Fundulus heteroclitus (mummichog), 1113 nucleotides. It is a transcript of the gene pgam2, whose product is annotated as phosphoglycerate mutase 2 (muscle). Bases 112 to 879 code for a protein of 255 amino acids. Gene Ontology annotation, molecular function: intramolecular phosphotransferase activity. NCBI's taxonomy places the organism in Eukaryota, Metazoa, Chordata, Actinopteri, Cyprinodontiformes, Fundulidae. The record is from RefSeq and is a predicted model, not a curated record. Gene Ontology annotation, biological process: glycolytic process. The transcript is spliced from 3 exons.
UAUGCUGGUCAGGGCUCACUGUUGGCUAGCCAGUGUGUGUGAGAGAGCAACUUAGAAGGGCUGUCAGCUCUGUGUCUGGUUUAGACCUGAGGGGAAAAAAAAACAUUAAUAAUGACUGCUGUCCACCGUUUAGUUAUUGUCCGCCAUGGAGAGAGCUCCUGGAACCAGGAGAACCGAUUCUGUGGCUGGUUCGACGCCGACCUCAGCGAGAAGGGAAUGGAAGAGGCCAAGCGAGGAGCCCAUGCUAUCAAAGAGGCAGGCAUGAAGUUUGACGUGUGCUACACCUCCGUGCUGAAACGCGCCAUCAAGACCCUCUGGACCAUCAUGGAGGGCACCGACCAGAUGUGGCUGCCCGUGAUCCGCACCUGGCGCCUGAACGAGCGCCACUACGGCGGCCUCACCGGACUCAACAAGGCAGAGACUGCCGAAAAGCACGGUGAGGAACAGGUGAAGAUCUGGCGUCGCUCUUUUGACAUCCCACCCCCACCCAUGGAUAAGGAUCACCCUUACCACAAAAUCAUCAGUGAGUCUCGGCGUUACAAGGACCUGAAGCCUGGUGAGCUGCCGACAUGCGAGUCCCUGAAGGACACCAUCGCCCGUGCCUUGCCUUUCUGGAACGAGGUUAUUGCUCCACAAAUCAAAGCGGGGAAGAAUGUUAUUAUCGCUGCCCAUGGAAACAGCCUCCGUGGCAUCGUCAAGCACCUAGAGGGUAUGUCUGAUGCUGCCAUUAUGGAGCUGAACCUUCCGACAGGAAUCCCAAUCGUGUACGAACUGGAUGCAGACCUGAAGCCUGUCAAGCCCAUGUCUUUCCUCGGUGAUGAGGAAACCGUGAAGAAGGCCAUGGAGGCUGUCGCUGCUCAGGGCAAAGCCAAGAAGUAAGCCUGCUUUGAAGGCUCCAUGAAGAGGCAGAAAAUGAGACUUUUCACCCCUUAAUUCUUCCAGGAUUUCCUCAUAUUCCAUUCCAAAUUGGGGAAAUGGUUAAAGGUUCUUUGGGAGAAGGGCCUGGCCCCCACAUUAACACAACCACAUUGCUCAGCCCUUUUAAAUUGUGGUCAAGCCCUAGUUUGUAGGGUUCACCACUCUGGCACAUCCAAUAAAUAAGUCACGUUUGUA